Messenger RNA from Neoarius graeffei (lesser salmon catfish), 7953 nucleotides. RefSeq lists its product as uncharacterized. Lineage: Eukaryota; Metazoa; Chordata; Actinopteri; Siluriformes; Ariidae. Gene Ontology annotation, molecular function: DNA binding. The coding region runs from base 5635 to 6768 and encodes 377 amino acids. The record is from RefSeq and is a predicted model, not a curated record. The transcript has 15 exons.
UUCAGUUACUUUAAAGGUAAACUAUAUUCACAUUCCUGGGUGAAUGAUGCACACUAAACACACAAAAGAUGUCCUAUAUAUAGUAGUGACAAAUAAUCAGAAUGAAAUCAAAGACAUACCUGACUUAAAAUACUGGCACCGUCCUUCGUUAUGACCUCCUGAAUGACUUUGUGCACUUUCUUUUUUAUAUCAGGGGUUUGACCAGAUUGACUUCCUGUUACACUUCCUAUUACACAUAAAUAACAGGUCUGAUGACAACUGCACGAAAUCUCCAGGAUUGAGCAUGUCACCGAGAGUGCAGAGUUUAGGAAGCCUGGUUACGUCAAACACGUUUGAAGUUAGAUUGUGUGCAAAUGCACUAGACGUUGAUAUGCGACUUGUGUAAUUGAGCAGCCUACACUGCAUCCCACCUCAAACUGCUGAAUGAAAUCAAGUCUUUGACUCUCACUUCUACAACAAUGGGAUAUGGUGUGCAUUAGCUGGGAGGAGGGAAUCAGAGAUCUGUAAACAAACAGUCCUCUAUUAGAAAGCCGGGUAGCAUCAACAAUGUGUUGAAGGGAGUAGAGUGAAUUACUACUUCCUGGAAAUCCUGCAAAUGACAAGAUGUACGGUAUUUGACCUGUGAUGUCUAGAAGUUCCCUCCAUUCCUUUUUAUUGCAUAAUGCAAAUUAUUCUCCAUACAGGACACUUUUUUCCAUGGAAUAAAAACACGUAUUCUAUUCCUUUCUAGCGGGUUUCAUUCAUUUGGUUCGAUAGCAUGCAAUAUUGUCCGCAUAUCGUUUAUCCUAUGUGUAUUACAUCACUCUACCCAAGAAUGUGCGUUGAAUAUGGUUUAGGAUAUGGCAUGGUUGUCAAGACAACAUGAGGACAAUUUGUAAACAGAGGUAUAAAAUUUGUUUUCCUAUUUCUUCUUUUUUAUUGAAAUAUUUCAUGUUAGAAAUUGGGCAGUGCUGAGCAGCAUGGUGGUGCAGUGGUUAGCACUGUCACCUCACAGCAAGAAGGUUCUGGGUUUGAACCUCACGGCUGACGGGGGGCUUUCUGUGUGGAGUUUGCAUGUUCACCCUGUGUCCCCGUGGGGUUCAUCCAAGUGCUCCGGUUUCCUCCACAGUUCAAAGGCAUGCACAUGAGGUAAAAUACCCAGCCACUGGGGUUGUACAAGCCAGUGCAUAGUAAGUGCUGGUCCCAAGCCCGGAUAGACUUAGGAAGGGCAUCUGGUGGGAAAAAUAAAACAAAAAAACCUAUGCCAAAUCAAUAUGUGGAUCAUAAAUUGGGAAGGAUGAUCCACUAUGGUGACCCCUAACAGGAGCAACUGAAAGAAGAAUAAGUUUGGCAGUGCUGAGUCAGGAUUGCCUACGUGGUCAAACUGAAAUCUUUAAUGGUGGGAAGAAAUAGCGCGGUCACUGUGGCCUCAUUAUUGCAAAAAUAUCUACGUACAUGUUGCAAACAAUACCAAGAAGUUUUGAAACUUUUUUUUCCCCUUGCAACAGUUUUCUUUUUGCAAUAAUUCUUUUCAGACAGCAUUUUUGUCACAUUUUAUUGCUUGUCCUAGAACCUACACUAUACAGCCAAAAGACUAUGUAAACCUGACCAUCACAGACAUACAGUAUGUGGGUUUCCCCCAGACUGCUGCCACAAAGUUAGAAGCACACAGUUGUCUGGAAUGUCUGUGUAUGCUGUAGAUUUACAAUUUCCCUUCGCUGAAACCAAGAACUGCAAACUUAUUGCAGCAUGACAACACCCCUGUGCACAAAGCAAAGUUCUUGAAGACAUGGUGUGUUAAGGCUGGAGUGGAAGAACUUGAGCAUCCUGCACAGAGCCCUAACCUCAACCCUACUGAGUACUUUUGGGAUGAACUGGAACACUGACUGCACCCGAGACCUCCUUAUCCAGCAUCAGUACCUGACCUCACUAAUGCGCUUGUGGAUGAAUGAACACAAAUCCCCACAGCCACAUUCCAAAAUCCAGUGGAAAGCCUUUCCAGAAGAGUGGAGUUUAUUAUAACAGCAAAAUUAUUAAAAAAAAAAUUCUCCGUGCUCUCACGGAAGGCGGUCGCAUUUCUCUGCUCUCCUCUCCUCUCCUUUUUUUCCUGCUUGUGCUCUUUGUUUCAUCUCGUCUGCCUAUACUUUUUUUUUUUGAGAGACUCUCUCCGCAUUGAAUUUCUAAACUAAAAAAGCAUGGAUUUGAUAAACUGGUCUCCUAACGAAAUUGACACAGUUUUCUCAACGAGAAGCCUGGGUUCGUGGUAACCCACAUGUCCUGCCGGAACGUCUGUGGAGGACAUUGAAGAUAUCUACCUAUUCGGAACCAUGAUUACCGGACUUUUGCUGAUUGGAUUAGGCAUUGCCCUGGUAUAUCGAGGAAAUCAGACAACGGUGACAGCUGUUCAAAGCCCCACAAAGCUGCCCGAUAUGAUUGAAGUGGUGGGCAAAGCUGUCGGCACUCAGACUGUGGCAGAACUUGAACCACAACAUGGUUGUCAUCUUGGAGAUGCUUUCGGCUUUGCAAGGAAUAAGUAUUUCGGAGACCAAAUGGAAUUGAAUUGAACAGAAUGGACGAAAUGGACAGAUAUGGACGAGUGGUGUGGACGUGUAAAGACUGCGUCUGUUCGUAAGACCAAACAAUCUCUAUCUUAUCAACAUUCGGCUCCCUGAACAGCACCGGCCUCAAUCGAGGCUGUUGCUGGGGCAACAUUUCCCCCAGAAGGUCACUGCUGGGAGACACUCUCGCAUUCUUCGCAUUCCUUCCCCAAUUUUCCAUGGUCGCCAUUUUUCACCCCCAGUGUGACAAGUGGGUGCGUGACCAGUGCCCUCAUGGCUGCAGGAGCGGAUGGCUGCUUGCUUGCGCUGGGUUACCUCUAUGUACCUCCUCCCCUCCCCUCCUACCCCCUUCCCCCUUCUCCCCACCCCUGAUUGCCGCCUCCUUUCUCCCCUUCCCCCCCUCAAGUCCCGUGUUUUAAAGUGUACUUGUGUUAUUGUGUGCUUGUGUGGAGGCUUUUAAAUGCUCCCACACUGUACUCCUGAUAGGAGCAUAGUGGGGGGGUGUUCUUUUUUUCCUCAUCUUUCCUCAUGUUACUACACAGCAAAUUUCUCAGAGUUAAUUUUCCAGUGUUCAGCAAAAGUGUUAAAAUUAAGAGUUGAAAUUACACUGCACCAUGUUGAUUUAACUCUACAGGAGUCAAAUAUGUAAUAGAGUUGGAGUUGUUGAGCGGUGUUUGAUGCCCAACUCCCCUCAGAGUUCUAAAAACCACGCCUCUCCAAAAUGUUCUAACAAUUUUGCCGCCUGCGAAGACGCCAUUUUCUCGGCGUUGGAGUAUAUGGUAAGUCAUACUUGGUAUUUCAUUUUAUGUCAAUUUGUUCGUAAUUUGUUACAUGUUGUUUGUGAAGUCAAAAUUAUGUGAAGUAGUCGACUGGAUAAUUUGCACUGAUUUGCAGUUGACUAUGACGUAUGUUAGCGACAACAAAGUGAACCGAAUGGAUAGCAAAGAUUGGCUAGUAACCUCAUGUUAUUAGCUAGCUAACGGCAGGCUAGUAUUGGUUUACAGGUAUAUUAACUAUAAUGUAGUACUUUAGCAAACAUGGAGAUAUUCGAUGAAUUUCAUUGAAAUGUGAAAUAAGGAGCCAAUAAUGUUGUCAGAGCCUACACCAUUAGAGUUGUGUACUUUAUUUCCCCCCUUUCUGCAGAAUUGAAUUGAAAGAUUAGAGCAGCCAGUCUUUCAUGAGUGGAGUGCUGGUGAUGUUGAAUCUGACUAAAGGCAAUGUUAGUGAAAUUCUUCUACACAUGGCUUGAAUAUUUCCUCUGACUGAUUUAAAAUGUCAGAGAUUUUCAAGUGAAGCUUUCGUUUAUGUUUGCUAUCAGGCUAUCUGGUAACAUAACAGUGAAUGAAAUGGCGUGACGGUGCCAGAGGAUAAACAUAUCCGGUUUGCCGUGAGGAAGUGUGCAACUUUUUGAAUGGCUCAAACAUAAGAAUGUCUCAGCAAUGUCCCUUUAAUAUGCUACAAAACCAUCCAUAUAACGCUUCGUUUUUCUGUGUUUGCAGUACAACUGGAAUAUUAUCUUUGGAUUUUUGUGGUGCAGUUCCUAGCUUGGGUCUUAAAUUUGAUGUCUGAUACCCAUCCACCCCUCCAUCUCUCUCUCUCUCCCUCCCCCCCCAAGUGUAAGUAAUGUCACUGAAGUGGGUUGACUUCUUUCAGAGAAUGCUUGUGAAAGUUAAGUGCCGAGAAAACAGAAAUAUGUGAAGAUCACAGAGAGUGAUGGGACCUAUUGUGUAAACCAGCAGUUUCACCAAGCAGUCAUAGAGAAAUUUGGUCUGCCUCCCUUCACUGACAUCAUUUACAAAGACUCCUCAGGAACAGAACUGGAUGCAGACAUCUUCUCCGAACUGUUGGAGAAGGGAGAGGAGUUGAUAACAGCUGUUGUGAAUGAUGAUUCAGAGGAUAUAUCUUCUGAAGCAUCAUGCUCAGACGCCUCUACAGUUAUUUUGGAUGAGAUUCCAAGCAAGAUAUCCAGACAGGAUCAGACCGAAAGAGAAGCUGCCAAAAAUAUGGUCAGUCAAGUUCUUCUGAGAAAACCGGGGGGAAGAAGGUUUUUCAGGAGUACCACAAAACAAAGUCACUGACUGGUGCAACAAGGAGACUGCUUGUCAACAUCUUGGUCGCUGACAUGGUGGAGGUGCAUGGAUUGCUACAAACUUGAAGUGAAGUGCACAGAUUACCUGCAUAUACUUCACCAAGUAGUCCUCUGCCUGGAGUGCACUGACUUUUGCAGCCUUCUUGUGACCCUUCGACAAUGGUGGAAUGAGAUGUAGCAGCAGGCACAAUGAAGCAAUAUCACUGUCCCAUCCUACAGAGCAAAAAAAAACAAAGAAGGUCUUCGACAUGUGCAGUGGACACCAGCCCUUUGGCAUCUUCAAUGAUGUGAGGCCUGAAGAACGUUGGCCACUUGGCCAAGAACUUCCCAGAUGUCUACUCUCCAAAAAGCGCAAGGAAGUCCUGCUCAAUCUGAUAUCAAAAGAUAAUAAAUCAAUGCUUGGUGGUCAAUCCUUCUACCAAACAGGUUACACAUGCACACUAACAAAAAACCAAGCACAUAAUGUAAGUAAUAAUGAAAUCAGUUUCUGAAGCAAUAACAUUGCUAUAAAAGCCCAACAGUAGUUAAAAUUGGGCAAAGCCGGGUGUUUUGGGGUGUUAUGGGGUGAUUAUUUGAGCUAUUUGUCUUACCUGUGCCAGUGUGGAAUGUUUGUCUCUCUGAUUAUCUCUUUCCCAGUUAUCCUCAGUAUUAUCCUAAAGGAGGAAAAAAAACAACAAAACGUCAUAAUUAAGGAGAGAGAGAGAGAGAGAGAGAGAGAUUGUAGCCUUGUCUUACCGGUGACAAAGUGAAAGGCUCUGCUCUUAACUCCUGCCUUUUGGUGGCAUACUUGCUAAGAAGUGCUUUCUUUUAAACAUAAUGGAAAACAGUGAAUCAUGCGGUUGCCAGCCUCACGCUCAAACCUGCUCCCCGCCUCUCUGGAAACAUCGUGAGAUCUCCAUCUUCCAGUGAGACACCUGUUACGUUCGAAUUACAACGGAAGCUGUGGAGUCAGGGGAAGCAAAGCGUGAGCUAGCGCGAGCGAGCCUGCUAGAAGAAGACCUCGCUAUCAUGGAAGAAACAAGAGUGUCAGAAAAGCUGGCUCGGAAGUUUGCUGUGGUACAGUGGUCGGAAGGAGACGACGAUGGCAAGUUAAGUGAUGUAAAAACUGAUGCCAUCAUAGGCUACGAUGACACAAAAAUGGGCCCUGAUGGGCUUCCUUUAAGCCCGUAUCAGGCUUCAAUUGAGUGGCGGCGUGGGAAGAGGCCACCAGGAGGUUAUCCCCAUUAUGCAGCUAAUGUGAAAUUUGUGACUGGUUCUCGUUAUGAGGCUACACGAAAAUUGAAUGAGUUAAUGAAAACCAAUAAACCAGCCCCUCUAACAAAGAGGAUCUCUGUGCCCCCCCAGAAGUAUGGGGAAGAAUCAGACGACACAGACACUGAAGACAUUGAAGUUCCUCAACAACCAGAGAAGAGGUUAAAAGUCUCUCAGGUUGAUCCUGCAAAGGAGUUUCUGAAGAUGUAUGGUGGGGGACCAGAAACUUCAUCAAACGAGCUCAACGAACUGAAAAAAACUGUCUCUGCAUUGAACCAGAAAAACAAGGACUUGGAGAAAGAAUGCCAAAAGUGGAAAGACUUGGUUCUUCAAGAUGUGCCAGGACUAAUUUUUGGCAUGAAGAAGAUUAUAUGUCAGCCUGCCUCUCCCAGGAUGCCCGGGUCAGAGAGCUACCCUUCAUCACCAUCUCUCCCCUAUUUCACUCAGUCCACCUCCAGCCCCUCACCUACUGUUUCAACGCAGUCUAGUUCACCUUCAGCCAGCUCCCAGUCAUCAAAGAUGGCGAUUGAUGCUGGGCGUGGAGACAGGGAUACAACUAGCUCUUCGCCAUCAAAGGUUGAGAUCUUUCGUGGCAGUGGAGUAAUGGAGGACAAACUCACCUGGGCAUAUGCAGUCAAUGCAAAUUCAGCUACCACAUUCGUGAGACACCUGCUAACAGCGGUAUUCCCCACUGAAGUGCUUCUAGUCAGUAAUCUUCAGGGGACCAACAAGGGGAAGGGAGAGGCUCGUCUCCCCCUUGAGAAGACCAAAGUUGAUGCCAUCUACAAUGCAACUCUGGAGAGAUGGCCAGGUACCCCUCUGUCCCUGAUAGGGAGCAGCAUCAAUGCGAAGAUCACAGAGAUGCGUAAUAAAGUUAAGCAACAGCAAUGAGAACAUUGAAAUUCAUGUUUUGUUCUUAAUAUCACAUUUCAGUUCAUAAAUAUAGUAUAUGGUUAUGUACAGUAUGGAUGUGUUCAUUAUGCCACUUUUGGCACUUUGUGGCACUUUAUCUCCUAAAUUGUGGGAAUGGCAGAAGGCUGCAAUGUCUGUAUAUUAUGUACAGUUAUGUACAGUAAGGAUGUGUUUGUCAUUCCACUGUUUUUCAAAAUGGCACUUUAUCUCUAAAUUGUGGGGAAUGGCAGAAGGCUGCAAUGUGUGCCAUUAAUGUUGAAAAUACAUUCUUUUUCAUGAACUAUAUGCCUAACCAUCACUUUUUUGAUAGGAUCAGUAGUACUAGUGCAAGUGAACUACUGUUUGUCAGUAGAGGUUUCAAAUAAGUGUGGUUGAAAUCCCUGUGUAUUACUCUUAUGAAAUCUCACAAUAAUACUUAUACAAAGCAUACACUGUACAUAUAAAAAGCAUAUAUGCUAUGUGACACAAACAUAUAUGAAAAUGAGUGUGUACAUAUAUAUUACAUAUAUAUAAUGUUCUGUACAUAUAUCAAAAUCUUAUCAAAACCAUAUAAAGACUGCACAGUUUUUGUAUACAGUGUAUGUGUGUUAGGUACACAGAUCUGCCUGUAAUGGUGGUUUAUCAUAUAGGAAUAACACAAUAACACUCAUGAAAAACAUACACUUCACAUAUAAGAAACAUGUAUGCUAUGUGAGACCAACAUGUAUGGAAAUGAGUGUGUACAUAUAUAUUACAUAUACAUACUUUUUAUUUCACAUAUCAAAAUCGUAUCAAUACCAUACAAAGACUGCAUUGUUUUUAUAUACAUUGCAUGUGUUUUACAUGCAUAAAUCCGUCUGUAAUGGUGUUUUAUCAUAUAUGAAUAAGACAAAAGCUUUAUCUGACAUAUUCUAAACUUUACAUGUCUCAUAUACUGGAAGUAUAUGUCACCAUAUAACUUAAUUAGUCAAUUCAUGUAUAUGUGUGCUUUAUUCAUACAUGAGGGAAAUGAGAAAUGGGCCACUUUUGUGAUAUGUGUCAUAUAAGAUAUGUAUAGCCAUAUAUGUUUCUGGCAGUAGAGGUUUUGUGUAAGACUUUUGUAUUCAUCCUUUUAGAAGUUUUAUGUAUUUCUUUUUCGUAUGGGUUUAAUUAGCACUUUUGUGAAAAAAAAUCUAAAAUUUAGAA